Staurois parvus is the source of this 1872-nucleotide messenger RNA. Lineage: Eukaryota; Metazoa; Chordata; Amphibia; Anura; Ranidae. The record is from the annotation of a GenBank genome assembly.
AUGGCGCGUCUAACAAAGAGGCGACAAGCAGACACAAAAGUCAUUCAGUACCUAUGGACCGCUAUAGAAGUGAUCCGGAACCAGAAGCAGAUUGCCAAUAUUGAUCGGAUUACCAAGUACAUGACCCGGGUCCAUGGUAUGCAUCCAAAGGAGAUAACAAGGCAGCUUAGUCUUGCGGUUAAGGAUGGACUGAUAGUGGAAACACUAACAGUGGGGUGCAAGGGGUCAAAAGCUGGAAUUGAACAGGAGGGUUACUGGUUACCAGGGGAUGAAAUCAUGAAACAUCACCAAAUUCACGGAAGAGAGGGAAAAUCAGUGAAUUCACCUGAGGACUGGGAGACAGAAACUCAUGACUGGUACUGUUUUGAAUGUCAUUUACCUGGGGAGGUGAUGAUAUGUGACCAAUGUUUUCGUGUGUACCAUCCUAAAUGUUUACCUGACGAUAUGAAACUCAGGGAUAGCAGUAAUCACUGGCAGUGCCCGGUUUGCAAGAGCAUUAAGAAAAAGAACAUAAACAAACAGGAGAUGGGCAAAUACCUGCGAUUCAUUGUGUCUCGUAUGAAGGAAAGGGCAAUUGAACUUAACAAGAAAGGGAAGGAUACAAAACAUCCCAUGUACAGAAGACUGGUGCAUACAGCCAUUGACGUUUCUACUAUAAAUGAGAAAGUGAAUGAAGGAAAGUACAAAAGUUACGAAGAGUUCAAGGCAGACGCUCAGCUUCUCUUGCACAACACCAUUAUUUUUUAUGGAGAUGAUAGUGAGCAAUCUGAUGUUGCCAAGGUUCUUUACAAAGACACAUGCCACGAGCUGGAUGAGCUGCAGCUCUGCAAAAAUUGCUUCUAUUUGUCAAACGCGCGGCCUGACAACUGGUUCUGCUAUCCUUGUAUCCCUAACCAUGAGCUGGUUUGGGCUAAGAUGAAAGGUUUUGGCUUCUGGCCUGCCAAAGUCAUGCAGAAAGAAGACAAUCAAGUAGAUGUUCGAUUCUUUGGCCAUCACCACCAGAGGGCCUGGAUCCCUUCAGAGAACAUUCAAGACAUUACAGUCAAUGUUCACCAGUUACAUGUAAAGCGCAGUAUGGGCUGGAAAAAAGCUUGCGAUGAGCUGGAACUGCAUCAUCAGCGCUUCCUACGUGAAGGGCGGUUCUGGAAAUCCAAAGGUGAAGACAAAGGGGAGGAAGAAGCAGAAUCUAGUAUCUCAUCCACAAGUAAUGAACAGAAAGCAGCAUCUCAGGAACCGCGGGCCAAGAAAGGACGACGCACUCAAAACGUAGAAGCCAAGAAGGAAGAGUCAGAACCAGAACCUGAGACAGAAGCUGUGAGCUCAAGUCAGGAAAUUCCCUCCAUGCCACCACCAGCUGAGAAGGUGUCUGUUUAUACACAGACCAAGAAGCAAAGUGCCUCAUCCCCAAGAAUGUUACACCGUAGCACACAGACCAGUAACGAUGGUGGGUGUCAGAACAUGUGUCACGACAAGUACAGCAAGAUCUUUAAUGAGUUCAAGGAGAGGAUGAGCACAGACAACAAGAGGGAGACUGAAAGAGCCGUGCGAGAAGCCCUAGAGGAGCUACGAACAGAGAUGGAGGAGGAGAAGAGACAAGCUGUUAAUAAAGCCAUGGCCAACAUUCAGGCAGAAAUGGACAGGAAGUGCAAGCAGGCAAAAGAUAAAUGCAAAGAGGAAUUCCUGGAAGAAGUCAAGAAAAUGGCAGCACAACAUAAACAGCUAAUUUCACAGACCAAGAAGAAGCAGUGGUGCUACAACUGUGAGGAGGAAGCCAUGUACCACUGCUGCUGGAACACCUCUUAUUGCUCCAUUAAAUGCCAGCAGGAGCAUUGGCACGCUGAACACAAGAGGACCUGCCGCAGGAAAAGAUGA